This is a messenger RNA of Zootermopsis nevadensis, 4664 nucleotides long. RefSeq names its product Cap methyltransferase 1 (gene Cmtr1). Gene Ontology annotation, cellular component: nucleus; cytoplasm. NCBI's taxonomy places the organism in Eukaryota, Metazoa, Arthropoda, Insecta, Blattodea, Termopsidae. The record is from RefSeq and is a predicted model, not a curated record. Gene Ontology annotation, molecular function: nucleic acid binding; methyltransferase cap1 activity. Gene Ontology annotation, biological process: methylation; 7-methylguanosine mRNA capping.
UAUAUGCAAUGUAACUACGGCUACGCAAUUAAGAGCGCUGCGGGACAUCUAGCCAUGAGAGAUAUGUCAGCCAUCAGCAUCAGACUAAGUGCUGCAACUGUAGAAGAAAUCACAGAAUCAGACUACAAACUGUCGUAGUUGGAGUAAAUGAAAAGGGGCAAGUAGCUGCUAUAAGAGGAGCGCGGCAGAAUAAAUGGUGCCAACCCGCACUUAGCUGUACCAAAAGUGGCUUCAUCUUGGCCACUGAUAACGCUAAUGGUCUCGACUCUAUGUGACGCUGUAUCCGUGAUUUUAUCGCUGUUAUAAUAUUUGGAAAAGGAUGCAUAAUAUUAUCUUUUUUAUCUGUGCUUGACGUCGAGAUCUUCAUCAUCGACAAAUUUAUCUUCGAGUCCUUUCCGCCACAAUACUAUAUUACUAAUCUUGUACCGAACGACAUCGUUUAAGUUACAGUUUAGUGAUUGGAUUGCCAAUUUUCCACCUCAAUCAUAUUUUUCGUUCUUCGUAUAAUUUUAGUUCAUAUUCGAUAGUUCGUAAUCGAUUUCCUAUUCGUAGCAUUGAUUGUUUAUUUCGUAUGCCGUUGUUGCGUGUCUCACACUGGUUGUUUUUUUUAAAUGUUGACAAGUGCAUAUAAAUUUGCUGAACAAAUCGACGUUUUACGUUGUGUUUAUAACACGAUAGCAUUCAUAUUCGACUUCACGUGUUUGUGAAAAUGUCGAAUUUUGAACUGCAAGGAACAAGACUUAGUGACAGCAGUGAAGAUGAAAGUUCUGUUGUAGAGUCAGAGCCAUCAAGGAAGCGACUGCACUCUGAAUUUAUUCUCGAUGGAACGGAGAGCAGUGAAGAUGAAAGUUCUCUUGAGCCUCCGAGGAAGCGCGUGCGUAAUUUGGAUGGAACAGAUCGGAGCAGCACAGACCACAGCCUGCCAGUUGAUGAUUUUCAACUGAGUGAUGAUGAAGACAGUCCAGUCCAGCAUACUGAGACAAAUUUAAUGGACAACAUGGUGAAGCUUGCCAAAUCUGAAAGCUUUUUUGACCCCAAGGGUCAGAAGAUGAUGGAGCGAAUGGGCUACAGGGCGGGUCAUGGCUUGGGAAAGCAUGGCCAGGGUAGAGUAGAUCCAGUAGAGAUGUCUCUUCAUCGUGGCAGACGAGGUUUGGGUUUACACAUAAAAGGACUAGAAGCUGCGACCCUUAAAUGGAAUAGUAAUCUUGAGGUGAUAUCAGUUGAAGAAACUGUCUCAUGGCUUGAAGACAUGUCGCAUGAAACUUUGACACAGGAUGUACUCCAUGCAUGGAUCAAAGAAGGAAGCAAAAAAGAAACAAUUGAUGAUGAAACAAAUUUCUGUGAUCCAAAUUUACUAAAGAAUGUACUUGAUUCUAAGAGUGUGUUUGAUAAACUCCAGCCGGAAGAAAUGCAAAGGGCUAGAACGAGGUCUAAUCCAUUUGAAACAAUUAGAGGUGCAUUCUUUCUGAAUCGAGCAGCUAUGAAAAUGGCUAACAUGGACAGAGUUUUUGAUUUUAUGUUCACGAAACCAAAAGGUGAACACAAUGAAGAAGUGGUAGGUCCCAGUGACUUACUGUACUUUGCAGAUGUAUGUGCAGGCCCAGGUGGUUUCUCAGAAUAUGUUCUGUGGCGCCGAUCCUGGAAGGCAAAGGGAUUUGGAUUUACUCUUAAACAUGAGAAUGAUUUUCGCCUACAGGAUUUUUAUGCUGGUCCAUGUGAAACAUUUGAACCGCAUUAUGGCCAUAAUGGGGUGGAUGGAGAUGGAGAUAUCUAUAAACCCGAUAACAUAACAGAUUUUUCAAAGUUUGUAAUGGAUCACACUCACAACAUAGGUGUACAUUUUAUGAUGGCUGAUGGUGGUUUCUCAGUAGACGGAAAAGAAAACAUCCAGGAGAUAUUGUCAAAACAGCUAUACUUGUGCCAGUUCCUGGUAGCCUUGUUAAUUGUGAGAAAAGGUGGUAACUUUGUGUGCAAACUGUUUGACCUGUUCACUCCAUUCAGUGUGGGAUUGGUGUACCUCAUGUACAAAUCGUUUCAGAGGAUUAGUAUCCACAAACCUAAUACAAGCCGCCCGGCAAAUUCCGAAAGGUACAUAAUUUGCCAAUGGAAGCGAGAAGACUGUAAGGAUAUUGCUGACUACUUGUAUCAUGUAAAUGAGUUGCUGUGCAAAUUUAGUUCAGCUUCAAAUUCAAACAGGGAUAUUGUGGAGGUGGUACCCCUUGAAGUUCUAACCUCCGAUGAUAAUUUCUUUAACUACAUAGUAUGUUCAAAUAACAGCCUGGGAGAGCGACAAGUUGUGAAUCUAGUGAAGAUAGCUGCAUUCUGUCGGGAUACUAAUCUAGUCGAGACACAGCAAGCAGAGAUGAAGCGUCAGUGUUUAAGUUACUGGGAAGUGCCUGACAAAGUGCGAACUGCUCCCCCCAGAGUUGCUCCUGAAACAAAGUGUGAUGAUAUUCUCAAGAAAAUCAAAGCUGGUCCUUCAGGGCUUCUGUCUGCGAAGGAGUCUGAGUUGGGACCUGAAAUUCUUGAACAUGUCUUCAAAUCAGUGUAUGAUUGGCACUGCAUUGUUCUAGGAAGCUCUCGGGACAAGAAGGACUGUUCAUUUUACCUCGGUUUGGGGCGCAACAGAGUGUUCAGGCUUGAUGGCAAUCGGUGGCUCAAAGUAGAUCACCUGGAACUGAGUCCAGAUACACUUCUGUAUGGAGAAAUAGUGAUGGAACUCAGGGGUGAAGGCAGGUCACAGUGCAAGUUCACAACACUGCACAUCAUUGAUGCCAUCUUUCUUGGAGGCAUAGAUAUAUCAGGAGAACAUCUCACAUUAAGAAACAAACUGUGCUCCCAGUUUGCAGAAGCCCUUAACAAGGAUAGCAGGUUAGACCUCACAUCUAUCCAUGUGAAGAAGCUGUAUGACCUGGAAUUUGUUGAGGAAAUAUUUGACAAGUUAAAUCAACGAAUGAUCAAAGGAACAGGAGGCAGUUAUCGCCUGGCAUAUGAAACUGGUGACAGAUUCUUCUUACCACAUGGACUGAUGUUCUUGAAGGCAACUCAGGAACCUUGGAUGAGGCACAUGAGCCGUAGUACUCAUCUUCACUAUUAUUUUAGUCCGUUCAAAAAGGAUUCUAAAUUUGACAAAGAUCGCCCCAAAGAAGCAUGUUCCAGUACCUUGAAUUGUUUUAAGAAUCGACAUAUCUGGUGGUGGGAACAAGGUGUCAAAGUUCAUGAUUCCCACACAGCAGAACAAGGUAAACUGCAGAGGGACCAGCUUUUAUCUUUUGUCCACAGGAAGUGCAUCCACAGAACAGAAAUGAGAUGAGACGAGUAUCAAGUGACAGUUUAACAGAUAGCAAGUCGUUUGUUUUUUGAAUCAUGCCUACACAAAUAUUACAACAGAAAUCAUUGCAUGUGGUGGCACAUUCAUUGUUUUAGAAAGUAUUUAACAGGCCCACAGAGUUCUACUUGUGGGUGAGUAUUUUAAGUAAUGUCAUCAAGGAAUCAUAUAAUUUCAGAUAUAUUACAAUAACUCCUUCCAUUAAUGUUGUAUUCAGAAAUACUGGGAACAGCACCAAUGUUAUAGUUGGCAGGACCAGUUGUUCUAGAUGUCUGUACAGUCUAAAAUUUGACUGUAGGCGUGUUUUGAUUAAAUAUGGUAUUGAAUAUAUACAUAAAAUUUUUCUAGCAGAUUUUCUGUUUUGCCACAUUAAUUUGUCAUUGUUGCCAACAUACAGUAUGAUGGAAGGAAUGUCAAACUGCCAUAGUACUACAACCAGUCAUGAUAUGUAUAGUAGAUCCUUACUGAUUAUCCCAUCAGUAACUUUGUGUCUUAAAUAAAUGGCAGUUGUUUAGGGACUGGGACCUUAUGGUAGUCACUGGAGUUCAACAGGUGGACUCUCAAAUGGUAGUGCCAAAUGAAAAAAAAGUAUCUUGUUUUUCAAGUUCAUAAUGAUUUGUCUGAUUCUGAUGAAAUUUAACUCGGUUAACCUCUACUAAAAAUUAUCAGCACUGAUGCUAAAUGUACUGUUACAGCAGACAUGCCCAUCCGUGAUAUACUGAAAGUUUUUGAACCUUCUUUACUUGAAAUUUUGUUAAAUCGGUGGUUCCUAUACUUUUUUCCAUUGACAGAGCACUUGGACAUAAUGGUGCUGUCUGCAGAACAUGGCACAAAUGUGUUUUUUUGUUAUCCUUCAAAUUAGGAACAAUGUUACUAGUGAUAAAUAUGGUGUGCUAUACUUCUGAACAAAUUAGAAUAAUUAUCAUUUAAUUUUGAAUUGGAUAAGGACUACCAUUCCUCCCUUUAAAUUGUUGAACACCUUGUUCCAACUCAUGGAACACCAGUGUUCUGAGGGAGCAUAGUUUGGGAAUCACUGCACUAAAUGAUGAUCAAUUUUCUGUUCAGCAGUGAAUGUUGCAUUAGAUUUUUGCACUACUGGAUAGUUCCUAAUAUAUAAAGUUGCCAUUUAAGGCCUUUCUAUUUCCCUUUAACCAUAUAUGUUUACGCAGACUUCAGUCAUAUAAUAUGGGCCAACAAAAACAUUACUAGAAUUUUUCAUUUGCCUUAGUUGGUAUCUGUAUAUCCUGCUCUAGUGCUUCAGUACCCUUUUGGUAUGCAAGAUGUGAUUUUUCUGUCUCAUGUGAAUAAAUUAAUUGAUUACCAUGUUUCCAUCUUC